Rotaria sp. Silwood1 is the source of this 1770-nucleotide messenger RNA. Lineage: Eukaryota; Metazoa; Rotifera; Eurotatoria; Philodinida; Philodinidae. The record is from the annotation of a GenBank genome assembly.
AUGGUUUCUCGUCGACAGAUUCAACUUUACAACUUGAAAUAUCGCCAAAAACUUCAACAUCGACGAGCAAUAUCAAAAUCGUUUGACCUUCACUUUAAAGCCAAACAAAACGCAAGACAAAGAAAGUGUCGGCAACGGAAAAAAGAAGCUCAGAAGAAUGUAGCAAUAGUUCCUAUAUCUUCAUCAACCAAAAUUGAUUCUCGAAAGGUCGAAGGAGCUAAACGUCGUCGAGCCAAUGCCAGAAAAUCGAAAAAUGAAGCUGAAAAAUUGCUGAAACAAGUUCAACAAUUACAGAAAGAGAAUCGAGCGAUAAAAAGAUUACUAUCUCAACAACGUUCAGCUGAAGUGAACGAUGUUAAUACAACAACAGCUACGUCACCAACACAUUUAUUCAUUAAUAAUAUUAGUCCAUCAUCUAAGAAACGUGCAACUAAACGAUUACUUUCGGAAAAGGAAAAUCUACCUCGUGGUUCUGUUUCAAAAUUAAGAAAACUAGGUGUAAAUUUAUCCAAUAACUAUGAUCCACCAUCUAGUACACCAUCAAUACUCCAAAAAGAGAUAGAAGACUUUUUAUGUCAAGAUGAUAUUAGUAAGCAAGCACCUGAUAAGAAAAAACAAUUACAUGGAAAACAGAUUAGAUAUCUAUUACACCAUUUAUCAACUGUUCAUCAACGAUUUGUAACCGAAACUGGUAACAGUUGUCAUUAUUCUACAUUCACACGAUAUGUUCCAGAUUUUGUGAUAAAGCCAAACGCUAAUGACUGGGGUACCUGCUUAUGUGUCACCUGUCUUAAUCCUCAAAUGAAAUUUGAAAAAUUACAAAAUUUGAAAUCUCGAUAUUCAAUUAUAAAAUCAGUACUUAUCGAUGGUUUAACAGAUAUAACAGAGCUGGUAACAGAUGAAAUUAAAACAAAAGAUUUCAAAAGUAAUUUAGCAAUACUCAAAGAUGAACAAUUCACUAUAACAUAUAGUGAAUGGAUAAAGAAGAAAAACGACGAAUCUAAUAUUUUAGUCUCAACAAAAACAACGAUCACUUCGUUUAUUGCUGAUUUUGUAAACAAAUUUACUAAUGAAAUCGAGAAUUUAACACAUCAUAUUGAUCGAAUGCGUCAACAAUUUCGAGCAGCAAAGAAUGCGAGACAAAUGGCGAUGGAAGAAGACGAUGUUGCUACUAUUCAUUUGGACUGGUCAGAGAAUUUCAAGUUGAAACAAGCACGUCAAGAUAAAGGUGCCAAAUUCAAGCGACAUGGUGCGCUCACAAUGCCUCUAUUUCGUCGUAACAAAAUUAUUUCGCAUAUUAACGUAAUUAUUGACGGUACUGACAAACUAUUAGAUAGAUGGCGUGCUAGACCAUCUGGACAGAUACAUACGGAUAUUAUCGAGCAGUGUCAAAAUCUUCUACUUGAAGUCUUUGGACUGAUUGCUUUUGAUUACGAUUUGGAGACACUUGAUAAUAAUAAUUCAGGAAAUAAGAAUGAACUAACUAAAGCUCUAAGAGAUAUCAUGAGUAUAUUUAGAAUGGUUUUAUAUGCACCUAGAAUCAUUCCAAUUAUCUAUUUGAAAUUGAGCUCUCGACAUCAACGAGCACAGGUAACCGUUGAACGAUAUCUUAAUAAAAUGGUCGAACAAGAAAUGGCUGAAAGUCCAGAUUCAAUAGCACAACGAAAGAAAACAUCAUUGAUCGCAUCACUAGUCAGCGCAUUACAAACAGAUGAGAAAGCUGAAGCAAAAAAAAAGGAAGAAGAUAAAAAAGGUAAAAUUUAUUCGUAA